Messenger RNA from Anneissia japonica, 2862 nucleotides. Its product is annotated as probable ATP-dependent RNA helicase DDX41. The coding region runs from base 107 to 1966 and encodes 619 amino acids. Gene Ontology annotation, molecular function: RNA binding; ATP binding; RNA helicase activity. The transcript has 15 exons. Lineage: Eukaryota; Metazoa; Echinodermata; Crinoidea; Comatulida; Comatulidae. Gene Ontology annotation, biological process: mRNA splicing, via spliceosome. Gene Ontology annotation, cellular component: spliceosomal complex. The record is from RefSeq and is a predicted model, not a curated record.
GCACAUAACUGAAGAUACUAACGGCGUUCCAUAACGGUGUACAUACACGGUGCGUUUUAUAUUGACGAUUGUGCUGAAGAAAAAGGGAUUAACAACGUUGCGUAGUAUGUCUAAACGAAAAGACAACGCUGGUAGUCAUUCUAGAUAUUCAAAGAAACAUAAAAAUGAGAGAAAUUCAGAAGAUGAAGAGGACUAUGUUCCAUACGUGCCAUUAAAAGAGAGAAGGCGACAGCAGUUUGAAAAGGCAAAUAAAUACUUGAAUAAGAGGAGCAUAAAAGAGUCGGAAGAAAUGGUAGCUGAUGCUGAGCAGGAAGGGCGAGAUGAGGCAAAAGAGGGUCCACUAGCCAAGAUGAGCCUGAUGGAUCAGCAUGCAGAACUCAAGAAGCAGGCUGAAAGCAUUAAAUUAACAGAACGAGACAAGCAACUAGAGAAAGAACAACAGCUAUUACAAAGUGUCCAAGAACAAAGAGCCUUGAAAACUGUGCGAGAAUUAGCCACUGGAACGACCUAUACAGAUCCAAUCAAAACUGGUUGGAAACCACCUCGCUACAUUAGGAACAUGACAGAGGCGCGGCAUGAAAGGGUGCGAAAAAAGUGGCACAUUCUGGUAGAAGGGGAAGAUGUUGCACCACCAAUCAAAAGCUUUAAGGAAAUGAAAUUUCCCAAAGGAAUUAUAUAUGGUCUGAAGAAGAAAGGAAUAACUCACCCUACACCUAUACAAACACAAGGAAUACCAGUUGUUCUGUCGGGCCGUGAUAUGAUAGGGAUCGCAUUCACUGGGUCUGGCAAGACGUUAGUUUUUACGUUGCCAAUUCUGAUGUUUUGUAUUGAGCAGGAGAAGAGGAUGCCUUUUGUAAAGAAUGAGGGACCUUAUGGCUUGAUCAUCUGUCCAUCUAGAGAGUUGGCAAGACAGACCUACGAAGGUAUUCAGCAUUUUGUGAAGUGUCUUGAAGCUGAUGGUUUACCAACUGUCAAGACGAUGCUCUGUAUUGGUGGAGUCUCUGUGAAAGAACAGAUGGAGAUUGUACGCAAAGGUGUUCAUAUUGUGGUCGCCACACCUGGUAGACUGAUGGACAUGUUGAAUAAGAAGUGUUUUUCUUUAUGUGUGUGUCGCUAUCUGUGUUUGGAUGAGGCUGAUCGAAUGAUUGAUCUAGGAUUUGAGGAGGACAUCAGGACAAUCCUCACUUACUUCAAGAGUCAACGACAGACCUUACUCUUCAGUGCUACUAUGCCCAAAAAGAUUCAAAACUUUGCAAAGAGUGCCCUCGUUUUUCCAGUAACAGUGAAUGUUGGUCGGGCGGGUGCUGCGAGUCUUGACGUCAUCCAGGAAGUGGAAUAUGUGAAACAGGAAGCUAAGAUGGUGUACAUUCUGGAAUGUUUGCAGAAGACUCCGCCUCCUGUUCUGAUAUUCGCCGAGAAGAAAGCUGAUGUAGACGACAUUCAUGAAUAUCUGCUGUUAAAAGGAGUGGAAGCAGUGGCGAUUCACGGUGGCAAAGACCAAGAAGAGAGAACUCGUGCAAUUGAUCAAUUUCGUCAAACUAAGAAAGACGUUCUCGUGGCAACUGAUGUAGCAUCGAAAGGCUUGGACUUCCCCAAUAUUCAACAUGUCAUUAAUUAUGAUAUGCCAGAUGAUAUAGAAAAUUAUGUGCAUAGGAUUGGUCGAACAGGAAGGUGCGGUCAGACUGGUAUAGCAACAACAUUCAUCAACAAAGGAUGUGAUGAAUCUGUUCUGUUGGAUUUAAAACAUCUGUUGGUAGAGGCGAAGCAGAGAGUUCCAAUGGUUUUACUAUCACUGGAGGGUGACAAUGAGGAGUACUUGAAUCUUGGAGAUGAAAGAGGAUGUUCCUUCUGUGGUGGUUUGGGUCAUCGAAUCACAGAAUGUCCUAAGCUGGAGGCAAUGCAGACGAAGCAGGCUAGUAGUGUAGGCCGCAAGGACUAUCUGGCUAGUGGAGCAGCCGACUGGUAAAGGCCUAAGAAUGCAGUUAUGGCAGGUGAACAAGAACAGCCUCACAGAGUACCCGGCCAUCAUGGCAACUGACUGAUGAAGAUUAUAGCAGAAUGGAGCUAAGAAAGUCUAGCUGAUUACUUGCGUCCAUCCGGGUGAUAUACGUUCGACAGACUUUAAUUUAUUCCUUAAUUGAUAUCUUAACGUGUCGUACUACUCUGCUCAUGACUGACGCUGCACAUCUUAAACUGCUGUGGUGGACCUUUCCAAUCAUUCAACUCUGUUUCUACCCCUCCUGUUAUUAUACUCCUACACUUUUGUAGUCAUUAGUUGUUAGGUCGGCUUUACCCACUAGAAGCAGAGCAUUUGCCUCACUAGUGGGGAAAGCUUACUGGUAAAAUUUGGUGUAAUAAUGAAGUUGAGGCUGGUUAGCAGCAUGAGCGUUAUUGACUUCAUCACAAGUGGAGAAGCUGACUUAAUUAAGAUCGCAGAGAUUGCAGUUGGCUCAGGCUAUGGGCAUGAACCACAGUAACUACCCCUCUAGUGUGAGCAGCAGACUGGCAAACGCCUGGGGAAUGCAGUUGAGACUAGCUAUUGGCCCACUUAUACUCCUGGGAGGAGAUAGACCACGUGGAUACAACGUCUUGCCCAAGGACACAAGUGACUUGCACAGCGUGUGUUUUUUAAACCUCUGACCUCUAGGUUGGGAGUCCGAGCCACAAUCGUUGCACCAUAUGAGGCUUGACAUUCCUAAACCUGUGUACUCUUGCUAAUUAACAUCUCGAGGACAUUUAAUUGACAGAUAAACCGACUAAUCAUCUCGGACAUUUUAAUUUCCUUAGACAGCUGGUUUAAACGCGAAACAUACGUGAGCCUAGGCCUAGAUGUCUAUGCUUGGUUAUAGAUACCCAGAUUUA